AUGCAGGAGAUGGAGUUUGUAGCACUUUCCGGCGGUGGGACGCGCCCUCCACUAACAAUGGAAGAACGGAUUGGUGGAUGUAUAUACGAGUAUACGGACGUUGAAGUCAUGAUAAACGAGCAACGAGGAGCUCGGCCGGUAAGUUAUUGCCCCUAAAAUUUUGGAGGGCCCUUUCUUAUUGCUUCAUUUUAAAAUUUUAGGUUCCGUUUGCGGGUAUGGACAAAUCUGGUCGUGGAGUUUGUAUAAAGUUCAGUCGUGAUCCAAAUAGUUGCACAUUAGGCCUAUUAUGCCCGCUGCGGCAUCUGAUCGGCGAUAAGCAGGUGGUAUGCAAACAUUGGCUUCGAGGGUUGUGUAAAAAGGGAGAUCAAUGCGAAUUCUUACAUGAAUAUGAUCUAAGUAAAAUGCCCGAAUGUUAUUUCUUCUCCCGAUACAGUAAGUUGGAUUUUCUGGUAUAUUAUACUUUCUUUUAGUGGCCUGUUCGAAUAAGGAGUGCCCGUUCCGACAUAUUGAUCCGGACAGUAAGAUCAAAGAUUGUCCUUGGUACGACCGAGGUUUCUGCAGGCAUGGUGAGUAUUUUUGAUUAUUUCUUUUGGUUUUUAGGCCACAAGGAUUAUCGAUUUAUUGCUUCAGGUCCCUACUGCAAGCACCGACAUCGUCGGCGUGUCCUUUGCCCCCUCUAUUUGGCUGGUUUUUGUCCCAAAGGCAAAGAAUGUAAACUUGCCCAUCCAUCUUUCGCGAUUCCUCAGAUUGAUCGAACUGCUGGUCCGGUUUUCAAAGUCAACACGGCUAUAACAUGUCACAACUGCCAUGAACGAGGGCACAAAGCCGGAAAUUGCCCACAUUUACCGAACAUGGGACAACAAUCUUUCGAUUCGACAUUCCAAAGUAAUGGUGAUACCGAAAGGAAAUCAUUGCAAGAAGUGGUCUGCUUUAAGGUAAGGACUUUGGAUUUGGAAUUUUUGGAUAUAUUUAGGCCAAAUCUCUCUUAUUUAUACUGUUCAUGCUUUGUUAGAUUAAAAUUUUGACAUCAGUUUAUAUUAUCCAUGAUAAAAAAUUUUUAAAACUUUUAUUUUUUAGUGCGGAGAAAAGGGCCACUACGCUAACCGGUGCAGUAAAGGCGCUCUCGCUUUUCUCUCACAAAAUCAACACCAGAUCAGUGCUCAAUAACUUAUUUAUUAUCGUUGUUUAUACCUCUUGUUAUAAUAGUUACAAUUUUGUUGAUAAUAAAAAGAAGAGAUCUCUAUUUUCUAUCCCAGUUUGUAUGAAAAGGUUGAUUCAAUAAAUACUGAAUAUUUGAGAUCGAUCUUUUGUCGAAAAAUGAAAAUUUUUGAACUAUUUCAGAGAUGACGUCAAGGAGAAGGUAAUCAUGGUAAAUUCGAUAUUAAAAGCAAUUGAGAAGGCCUCCAAAAGCCGAGAAUUUAAUAGCUUGAUCACAGAGACCUUCGAUUUGGCAAAGAAACAGGCCGAAGAGCAUGUGAAAAAUGGGAAACGACCGUUUAGUGUGGUCAUCAAGGAUAAUUUUGCGUGAGUUGAUGAAAUUUCUUGCAAGAAAUGUUUCAAUUUUACUGAAGUUUGGGAGAAAAUCAGAAUAAAACUUUUUGUGACAUUUUUGGACGAUUUGGCUCGCGAUUUGCAGAAAAAACAAUUUUUGUCUGACCGACUCUCCUCAUUUUGUGUGCUCUCUCAACAAAAGUUCCAUAUCUCCGCUGCGGGUGAAGAGGCUUGGCUAAUGUUUUGAGGGGUUGAUAUGUGACCUAUGAUGAGUGUCUAGGCCAAGUUUGAGGACAAUCGAAAAAAAUUUGAGGUACCUCAAAAAAAUUUUUUUUUUGUUUUUGAUGGUUUUUGAUUUAAAAAUUUAUCGUUUUUCAGUGUGGAAGAUGUGAAGAUGACCUGUGCCUCAAAGAUGCUCGAAAAUUACAUCGCUCCAUACACGGCGACGAUCGCUUCGCGGCUUUUCGCCGCCGGCGGAUGCUUGAUCGGCAAGGCGAAUAUGGACGAAUUUGGAAUGGGCUCCUCCUCGAUUAACUCGCACUUCGGACCGGUCGGGAACCCGAGAGAUCGGGAAAGGAGAGAAAAUGACUUCCGAGUCGCCGGCGGAAGCUCUGGUGGAUCGGCGGUGGCUAUCGCUGAAGGCUUCGCUGAUGUGUAAGUUGAUAUUUUUAGUGGCUGAAAAGGUGGGGAAAAUUUUUUUGUGGAAAGUGUGAAGGACUUAUGAAUAAAAUUUUUGACCAAUUUUUGCUGAAAAAUUCGAGAAAUUCAAUUUUUUUAAAAAUGAGAGAUUAUGGAAAACGAGGAGACGGUUAGAGAAAACCAAUUUUUUGAUGUUAUCCUUGAAGAUUUCAGCUGGAAAAACACGUUUUUUUGUAGGAAAUUUAAAAGAGUGGACUCCGAAUUUUCAUUUUGAAAAUCGAUUUUUUUUAAUUUUCAUUCUUCUCGACCAAAAAUUAAAAAAAAAUUAGUCAUAUACUCCCGGACAUAAAUUUCUGACCACCCAUAUCUCAAGUCAAUAUAACGCAAUCGCUUUGAAACUUGGCACGUAUACUAGUCAUGACAGACAGAAUGUGCCACAUAAAAUUGUUUUUCGUGUCUCUGUCCUUAGGCGAGUUAUGCCGGUUUUUUCAAAAAUUGGUGGACAAAACUUUCUGAUCACCUAAAAUAACUAAAGUUUUCUCAGCCUCCUUGAGUAAGCGACAUGGUUCAGUUAUCUUCGAACACUAUUAAGGGACCUACAAGGAUGAUGGGUAUGCUUUUUACCACCAAAUUCGGCGUGUGCCCUCAAGCAACUCGUAUUCUUGCAGCGCUCUUUUUCUCGUUAAAAUCACGCCCUAUGCGGCAAGGACGACUUUUUUGUUUCAGUAAAAGUAAUAAGGAACUCAUUGGAGGUAGUGAUACAAGAUCUUACUACACUGCAAUGUGAAAUAUGCCAUUAACGCCUUAAGCAAAUCACCUAGGAGUAGCCGAUCUCUGAAUAAUUGAUCAUAACCGCAGGCGUUUUUAUUAAAUCAGUCUAGAAAUCCCCUACAGUACUCUUUGGUGAAUACUGAAGAACUGGGAUAGUAAUCUCCCGUUAUCUUCGCAUUUCGUGCGCGCACUAACGCAAAAGUCCAAAAAAGCGCAACUUUUCCGAUUUUGUAAUUACAAAAUGGUCAAAUUUUGCCAAAAAAUCCUCAAGUUUGCGUUAUCGCGUAAUUUCACCCCGAAAUUUCAUGAGGCCGGGUCAGCACUAAUAUAACUUUAUUCUUCAUUGUAUAGGGCUAAGCCAUGUUUAAUUUCAGCCAGUUUGGGCUGAUUCUGAAAAAGUUACAGGCCGCUAAAGUCCGGCCGGCUGGUCAGUUUUGUAAUGAUUUUGCACAUGCUUGAUGAAAUCCUUAACAUCCCUCGGUAUGAUGGACGGAGAUUGACCAUGUGUGAUCAAUUACAGAAUCUUGUACGUUUUUUAUCCUUCUAGCCCACCUCGAGCCGUCGUAUACUAACCAAAUCGCGUAAUGCGCAGAAUGCACAACCCCUUGCGACGUAUGUUACUACUCCUCGAUUUUUUUCCGUAAAUAUAUGCGGUACGUCUGUGCUAUGCAGUAUAAGCAGUUUUAGCCCCGUGGCAAACAUUUUUCGGCAGUUGCGAACAAUUUACCUAAGUGAUCAGAAAAUUCUGUCCACCCUUUUUUUGAAAAUGUCGAAAAAACUGCCCUUAAAGUGCAAGGAUGGAAAGUUCCGUUUUACCAAAUGUUUUGCACCUCUUCUUGAAAGUGCAGUUAAAAUUUGGAACAUGUAGCUCAAUUAACAGCCCAGUUAAAGGGUGGUCAGAGAGAUAUGUCCGGGAGUAUAGGACGAGCUAAAAUUCUUGCAUAAAAGAUUAUGCUAGACCGAACGCAAGCUCACAAAGAAAAAAUAUUUUUUACAGUUCCAUCGGAAGUGAUACCGGAGGAUCGACCAGAAACCCGGCCUCGUUUUGUGGAGUCUUCGGGUUCAAGCCGUCCUAUGGCCUGAUGAGUCGAUAUGGCCUGGUACCCUUGUGCAAUGCAUUCGACACCCCGUCUUUCUUCACCCACUCCGCGGAGGAUGCUCAGAAAUAUUUUGGUGAGAUUUUUUUGAUCUUUUUUUGAUUCUGGCUCUUGAAUUUUGAUAAAACUUGGGAAGUCUUGACAUGUUUAUGCACCGUGCGUUUUUUGGCCCGCGUUUGGAAAAAAUAAACGACAUUUUUUGAUCAAAUCAGUUUGAAAAUAAAACUUUUUUUUGGUUUGGAAAUUUUAUAGACUUGUUAGAAUAUUUCAACAAAAUCUUUAUUUUUUCACCAUAAAAUUGGCAAAAAAUCAAAAAAAAAAAAAAAAAAAAAAAAAAAAAAAAUUUCAAAUUUUUUAAAAUUUUCAGAAAUUUGCCUCGGAAAAGAUCCUCGUGACCUGACCAGCCUGGAUUUGCCCCCAAGCACUGCCGAUGACCUUCCGCAAUCCCUAAAAGGCAUCAAAAUCGGUAUUCCAAAGGAAUUCCACAACGAUUAUGUCUCCGACGACACCCUCAAGUUGUGGCGUCAUGCCGUUAGCCGGCUCCGCGAAGCCGGCGCCGAAGUUGUGGAGGAGGUCUCACUGCCCAACUCACCGUAUUCUCUGAGUUGCUAUCACAUCUUGACGGCGUCGGACGUCCAAUCCAAUAUGGCCCGAUAUCUGGCCAUCUUUUAUGGCCAUAGAAGUGAGAGCGAAGGGGAUUCGUUCCAAGAGAUGAUCGCGAGAUCGAGGACCGAAGCCUUUUCGCCAGUUGUGAGACGUCGCAUUUUUGCCGGCAAUUUUUUCAACUUGAAAGAGUGAGUUAAAAAAAUUUUUUAUGGAUGCUGGAAAAAAUAUUGGUUCGAAUUUUACACCUAUUACAAGGCUGCUAGUAAAGUUGCUGGAGCGAUUUUUGGCAUUGCACAGAAAAGUCAGGGUGCGAGCGACGCCCCCAAAAAAGCCUAUUGCACAGUGCAAAAUGCAAGAAAUUGCACUGUGCAAAAGCGACAAAUUGCACGGUGCAAAGUGACCUUUUGUUUUUGCACGGUGCAGAAAAAGUCAGGGUGCGAGCGACAGCUUGAAAAAAAGCCAUUUGCACGGUGCAACAAGCAAUAAAUUUCACGGUGCAAAGUGACCUUUUGUUUUUGCACAGUGCAUACUUUUGGCUUUUGCACUGUGCAGAAAAAGUCAGGGUGCGAGCGACACCCCAAAAAGUCCGAUUGCACAGUGCAAAAGCGACAAAUUGCACGGUGCAAAUUGAACUUUUGUUUUUGCACAGUGCAGAAAAAGUCAGGGUGCGAGCGACAGCUUGGAAAAAAGCCAUUCGCACAGUGCAACAAGCAAUAAAUUUCACGGUGCAAAGUGACCUUUUGUUUUUGCACAGUGCAUACUUUUGGUUUUUGCACAGUGCAGAAAAAUUCAGGGUGCGAGCGACACCCCAAAAAAAAGCCUAUUGCACAGUGCAAAAGCGACAAAUUGCACGGUGCAAAGUGACCUUUUGCUUUUGCACAGUGCACACUUUUGGUGUUUGCACAGUGCAGAAAAAGUCAGGGUGCGAGCGACACUCCCAAAACAGCCUAUUGCACAGUGCAAAAAGCAACAAAUUGCACAGUGCAAAUUGAAUUUUUGUUUUCGCACAGUGCACACUUUUGGGUUUUGCACUGUGCAGAAAAAGUCAGGGUGCGAGCGACACCCCAAAAAGUCCGAUUGCACAGUGCAAAAAGCAACAGAUUGCACGGUGCAAAGUGAUCUUUUGUUUUUGCACAGUGCGUGUCGCCGAAAUCGCCCCAGCGACUUUGCGAACGGAGUGGAAUGGGAUUUUUAGCCCGCUGUUUGCAGAUUUAUUGAGAUUUUUUGAUCGAAAAAAUUUUUGCAACGGUUUUUUUCUGGGUUGGAAAUUGGGAUUUUUAUACUUUUUGACUAUAAAAUUUCUUGUGGAUUUUGAUGGAACUUGGCAAAAUUGAGAUUUUUAGAAGUUUUAAUUCCAAUUUCAUAAAAAAUUUUUUUUGUUUAUAAGUCAGAAACAAGGUUUUUGUAUCGUGAAAUUGUACAUUGUUGCUAUAAGUCUAUAAUCCGUCUUUGUUUCUUAUCAAUCUGAUCAAUGUUUCGUUGCAAGAGUUUGGGGAAGUAAUCCUGCUAUCAAAACGAGCAUUCGGCGGACUUUGUAGUUUGAAAAAUAUUUUUUUCAGCUAACGAGGGAAUGGUCUGAACUUCCCCCAGCGUUCGGGAAAAUGACUAGUACAGGUGGAUAGAGCAGGUCAACUUUGGUAAAAAGAACCAUUUUCCAGCUGCGAAAUAAGCCUAGCCGACGAGAAAAAUCGACCGAAAGUUCCACAAAAAUUUCCUCUUUCUCUUCCCUCGGAAAAGAAGAGCGGUGUCCAGUGGUUCGAUUAGCCGAGUGGAUAAAGCAUCCGCUCGAUAUUCUUUUGAGGGUUGGUUCGAUUCCGGGGACCGUGACAAGGCUUCGAUGAGCAAGAUAAAAUUCUGACAACCCAAAAAAAUUAUUUUGCCUUUUUCAAAGACAAGUCUAUCCCCAAACGAGUAUAACUUCGACGUUCCAUCGCUUUGAAGGUUCGUAAACACCCAAAAAAUUCAUUUGUUGACGAAUAUUGUUUUGGUAUAAUGCCCCUAUAAAACGUAUAAAAAUGGCAAAAUAUAUUUUUUUUGGUUAUUAGAGUUUGAUCUUGCCCAUCAAAGCUUUACACGGUCCUUCGCGAGACCCCGGAAUCGAACCAACCCCCAAAAGAAUAUCGAGCGGAUGCUUUAUCCACUCGGCUAACCGAACCACUGGACACCGCUCUUCUUUUCCGAGGGAAGAGAAAGAGGAAAUUUUUUCGGAACUUUCGGUCGGUUUUUCUCGUCGGCUAGGCUUAUUUCGCAGCUGGAAAGUGGCUCUUUUUAGCAAAGUUGACCUGCUCUAUCCACCUGUACUAGUCACUUUCCCAAACGCCGGGGGAAGUUCAGACCAUUCCCUCGUAAAAAAAGAUAAAUUUUUCAAUUUUUUACCGGAAAAGUCUUGAUGAUUCUGCAAAACGCGAGCUAGAAAGAUCACAAAUGUAAAUUUGCGCCAAGUUUCAACAAAAUCUGAGGAUUAUUUUUCCUGGAAUUUGAAAUUUUGUCCACCUUGGUCCCCCCUGACGGUGAAAAUAAUUUUUUUUCGUUUUUAUUUGAAAAUGGAUUUCUAAAAAAAUUAAUAUGCGGUUUUAACUUUUUUACUGGCAUAUUAAAUUUUUAAACAUCAAGUUUUCACUGAAAAAAUCGAAAAAAUCGCAAUUUUGGGAGAUUUUUGGUCAAAAAAAAAGAAAAAAAAUCAAAAAAAAUUUAUGAGCGAUAUAAAUAUAAAUUUGUUUCCAGAAACCGCGGAAAAUAUUUCCUCCAAGCCGCCAAAGUCCGCCGCCUCAUUCAACAAGAUUUUCAACGGGCUUUCGGCCAAGUUGACGCCCUAUUGGUCCCUUCAACCUCACAUUCAGCGCCCCUGUUCAGCGAAGUCCUCAAGAAAUCGCUGGAGGAAAAGCGAAAAGACGAUUUCUUCACGCAAUCCGCAAAUCUCUGCGGAUUGCCGGCGAUUUCCGUCCCUUAUGGCCACUGUGGCCUAGGAUUUCCGAUCGGAAUGCAGCUGAUUUGCGAUUAUUUGAAGGACGAAAAGUGCAUUCAAUUAGGAAAGUUUUUACAUGACAUUAGAUGA
Messenger RNA from Bursaphelenchus xylophilus (pine wood nematode), 7659 nucleotides. Lineage: Eukaryota; Metazoa; Nematoda; Chromadorea; Rhabditida; Aphelenchoididae. The record is from the annotation of a GenBank genome assembly.